CUUCAGACACGCAGGUAGCUGUUUGUGGAAGGACUUCUGAAACAGCGAAACAUGUUGCAAGCUUCCCUUCAAAGGAACGUGUAGUGUGUAGUGUUUUCCUCUUGCAUCUGUGAAUUAACCGAUAAAACAGUUGACAUUACUUCAUCGACAAACUGCUCCCUGACGAUUUUAAAUCAUCAACUCAGUUCUCUGCCAACGAGAGUUGUGUGUACUGUAGAAGUCUAGUCAGUAACGCAGUCAUCAAGCCAUCGCCCUUCAGGAAUUUCCAAUAACAGAUCAGUAAAGAGACAUCUGGUACAUCCCCGACUGUUAUCAUUCUUCAUCUGUGGUGAUAAUGUCCUGCAGAGAAAUCAAGAUAAUUCCGAGGCAGUUCUAGCCGCGCCAUCGAGAGGGUUGCUGACAAGUUCAUCCUCAGUGUGACGAUGCCAGUAGUUUGUACAGAAGGUUACCAAGAAAUUCACCAGUUGUGAAGAGACUCGGUGCUUUUACUCCCAGAAAUAGUCGAAGUCGACAAGAUCAUCAUCUCAAGAUGGUCAGCAUGUCCAGAUACCUGUUCCUCUUGCUUGCAUCUGUUUGUCUGGUCCCGCAAGUGAUCAGCCAGAUACACUGUAUGAGGCCGUUACAGAGAUGUCUAAAUGGUGGAACAUGUGACUCCUACACAGGACAAUGCCAUUGUGCUGGAGCUAAAGGCACACUGUGUCAGUACCCGGAUGCUACCUUCACAACAGAAGCCACAACAGAGAUAUGUCAAAGAGCCGUGUGUGCGAAUGGGUCUGUAUGUUUGGAGAUGAAGGGCACAACAACAACAACAAUGGGUAUAUGUGCGUGUAACAUGCAGCAGACUGGCAGCCUGUGCAGCGACCCCCUGUAUCAAAUGAGAUGCACGCGGGAAUAUGUGGCGUUCACUUUCCUAGUGGAGGCUGGAGAGAGCAGUACGAUAGGUGCUGUACCACUCCUACACUUUGACAAACAGUGUAUGAUCCUUAGCGAUAGGCUGGCAGAAAUACCAGGAAUUGUGUCUGGGUGGCAUCUUCUGCAAGGAAAAGCUCUCCUCCAUCCCUCCAAUGAAUGUUACAAUGCCAUUGUAUCAACAGAGGGCGUGUACUCAGUGUAUACCCUGCACUACAUGAUGAACUACCAGAGUCCCCUCAGGGUGUCCGAGUACGACAGUGUGGUCAGCCUGAAGUGCAAGUUUAACACACAGAACAGCAACGAUGUCCAGACGAGUGUGGAGGUUCGUCCACUCCACCAGCCAGACAGGAAGUUGGAUUUGCAUACUAGAACGGCUACUCAAGGUUCGUUUGGUGACAUGAAGGUGCUGACGUCAGAAGGACAGCCACUUCCGCUUCAAACAGCUCUGGACAUCGGGGAGACCAUUAUCAUCGAGUUCCCUUUCAGUCAAAUACCGAUUCUGAACGAUCUAACACUUGGUGUUACGGACGUCACAGCCUUUCCAAGCGACAUCACCUCCGGCAUUCAACCUACCAUUCUGGUAGAGAAUGGGUGCAUCGCCAUGCCGGGAGCUGUACCCACUAUAGAGAAGUCGCCCAACUUCGUCAAAGUACAUCUUCGUGCUUUCCGCUUCCGACAGUCCGACAAGCUCCACCUCGUCUUCAACAUCAGCGCCUGUCGAGUCCAAGCUCUUUGCUCGUGUCAGGAUCCCUCCAGACAGCGUCGCGAUGUCACCACGGGAACAGUGACCAGCACUCACUCUCAGGGUUACGCCGUUACAUUGAAACUGAAGCCGUCACGUGACAGCACUCGGCUAGCAGCGCCCUCCUUCAAAGGCUGCCUGAAGACAUCCGAGUUCUCGGCCUUGCUGGCAAUGGCGGCUGUGGCGACUGUGGCGGCUGUCAUCGCGCUGGCUGUUGGUGGGGCGGUUCGUUUCUGGUCUCGCCAUAAAUAAUUGACAUCGCUGGAGAUUGUAGAUCAGCAACAUACGCUUCUCAUUCAACCCCGCCUCCGUUUCCAACUGCCAAGAACGCUUACAGAUGAAAUAAUGAUAUCAGGAUUUUAGUCAAUCUUGGAUUAUAAGCAACCGACUUUGAAAGCAAUAAAAAGUAAAAACAU
This is a messenger RNA of Pomacea canaliculata, 2070 nucleotides long. RefSeq names its product EGF-like domain-containing protein 2. The coding region runs from base 530 to 1906 and encodes 458 amino acids. NCBI's taxonomy places the organism in Eukaryota, Metazoa, Mollusca, Gastropoda, Architaenioglossa, Ampullariidae. The transcript has 10 exons. The record is from RefSeq and is a predicted model, not a curated record.